Pygocentrus nattereri (red-bellied piranha) is the source of this 867-nucleotide messenger RNA. RefSeq names its product cation channel sperm-associated protein 3-like. NCBI's taxonomy places the organism in Eukaryota, Metazoa, Chordata, Actinopteri, Characiformes, Serrasalmidae. Gene Ontology annotation, cellular component: membrane. The record is from RefSeq and is a predicted model, not a curated record. Gene Ontology annotation, biological process: transmembrane transport; monoatomic ion transport. The coding region runs from base 1 to 867 and encodes 288 amino acids. Gene Ontology annotation, molecular function: monoatomic ion channel activity. The transcript has 6 exons.
AUGGACAGCAGAAGAUUUUCGGUGGAGGACCCGACCUCCAGCUGCAGAGUGAGGAGAGAUGAGCGGUGUCACGCAUUCAUUUCUUCCCUCACUCAGCACUUUUUAUUUCCUGCGUUCAUUUUGAUGAUUAUCAUCGUGAACUCAUUCGUCAUCGCUCUGGAGGAAGAAUACAGUAACCCAGGGCUGUUUAGGGAGGCCGAGUGGGUUUUCCUGAUCCUCUAUGUGAUGGAGUUCAGCAUGAGGGUCUACGUGGAGCCGCGUAGUUUUUGGAGAAGUGGCUUUAAUAUCUUCAGCUCUGCGUUGCUGCUGCUGUCUCUGGUGGCAGUGUUCGCUGAGGGAGCCACUUCGUUCUUCUCUCUGCAGAACUUCAGGCCUUUCCGUGCCCUCCGUGUCUUGAAGAUCAUCUCCUUCUUCCCCUCACUUCAGGCUCUGGUUGUGGUGCUGGCCAAAGCCAUGAAGAGAGCAGUGUACGUGAUGUGUCUGGUGGUGUUCAUCAUGUACAUCUUUGCUGUUGCCAGUGUUCUCUAUUUCGGAGAGCAAGCAACAGGGGACACCGAGCACUGGGGGAAUUUGGGGUCCGCCCUGCUCACAGUCUUUGGCUUGAUAACCUUGGACAGCUGGGUGGAUUUGUUGAGGAAAGUGGAUGGUUUAGGAGUGGCCUACAGUCGGCUCUUCCCCAUCAUCUUCAUACUGAUGGGCCACUUCAUUUUCUUCAACAUGUUCGUGGCCUUGGUCAUCAUGGAAGUUGAGCGCAUGACUAAAGCCCGUGAGGAGGAGGCUCUGCAGAAGCGGGAGGCAGCGAAGAAAGGGGCGAAGAAGAAAAGAACAAUGAAGCAGCUGAUUGGGAGUCAGGUGAGUGCAGGUUAA